CACCAUUGCAGAACCGUUCUCUUCAUCCGCUGACGGAGAUGCGGUGAAGUGAGGGAGUGAAAAACGAGAAAUUAGGAUUUCGAGGACAGCGAAGUGCUUGGAACACGAAAAACCAAUUGCACGAGUACUCAAGAGGGAUGAAUUCAACUGAGUAAUGAAGCAAAAGGAUUUAAUUAUACACUUUUAUAUAAAUUAAAAGAUAUAAAUAUCAUAAAAUAAGUGAAAAACGACACGACUGGUAAGACAAUUAUUUAAAAAUACUUAAACAAAAUGACUUGCAUAUCAAAAAAGAAAUUUAUUAUUAAGUAGGACAAAUGCUGUGAUACGAAUUAUGCUUAUUUCUAAUAGCCUAUUUUAACCGCGUAUCCAAAAUCACGAUACAGAACGUUGCCACAAAGAAGCAAUUUUCGCGCUUGAAGUGAAACUAUGUAGUUUUGGUGAUACAACUAUUCAAUCAUCGAAAUUUCAUCGGAUACGUUUACGAAUGAAAUUUCCCCGCGCGUGUAACACGAUAUAAAAGUGCUACAAUAAAACAAUCCGUAUUGUGAAAAAGAGAGAUUGUUUCAAUGCGUGUCGUUCGCAAGUCGGCCGCGCGCAGAAUGCAACUCGCUACGCCCGAUGCAAUCGCAUCCUAUUAAUGAAUGUAGUUCGCAUCCGCGGCACGCGCGUUAAGAUCGUUACGAAAUCUCGCGUCACGUGUACGGGAACCGAAAGUGCAAGGAAGGAAGGAAGGAAGGAAGGAAGGAAGGAAGGAAGCAAACACGUGAGGCAUUAUUAAACUUCUUGUGCUCUAAUCCGGGUGUAACGUGCGUGGUUUACGUGGUUGGAACGAAAACUAUGCGGCACGAUGAGGGGUCCAAGAAGAAUCGGUGGUGGCCUACCGAGUGGGAAAAAGCUGGACUACUGCCAGGAGGUGCGUCAAGCUCGAGGAGUGUUGCUAGUAUACUUGAGCAUUUGUGCAUUGCUACCCGGCGCUAUUUUCACCGCGUCAGCACACGUACACGUAACAUCUAGCGAAGAUGCGCAGCGGCAUGUAAACGAUGCCAGUAAUGAUUUGAUGGAAGAUCUGCCCGUUUUCGAGCCGACAGCAACGAACGUCAGUGCAUUUGUAGGGCAAACCGCAUAUCUACCAUGCCGCGUGCGAAACUUGGGCGACAAAGUAGUUUCCUGGAUGAGGAGCAGGGAUCUUCAUAUCCUUACUUCAGGAAAUUUUUCGUUCAGCUCGGAUGCGCGAUUCGGACCUCAGCACACCCCAGGCAGCGACGCCUGGACUCUCAGGCUGGAUAACGCCAGGAAGACGGAUUCUGGCAAGUACGAGUGCCAGGUCAAUACGGAACCGAAGAUCAUGUAUGCAGUGCAGCUCUCUGUGCGAGAUCCAGACAGAUCAGAGGGCUAUGACGAGCCGCAUUCUCAGCAGACACGUAUAAGCUACGAGAGCACAGCACCGGUAGCAGACAUAAUGGGUCCCCGGGAGCAAAGGGUGCCAUCGGGCUCUACGAUCACCCUGAGGUGCGUCAUAUUGUCGCCGUAUCAGACCCGUCCCAUCAGGGGUGUACAAUGGCUUCGGGAUAACAAACUCCUAACAUUCCAGGCAGCGCGCGGUGGUAUAUGUGUAGAGACCGAAAGGGGUGCAGCACGUACGGUAUCCGUGUUGACUUUGGCGACGGUGACUCAAGAUGACGUCGGGAACUAUUCAUGCAGGCCGACGGAGGGUCGAUCAGCCACUGUCACUUUAGUCGUUGAGGAAGAGGAACGCACGGAAGCCAUGCAACGUGACGCCGGAUACGUCUCUUCCGGAAGUGACGUCAGGCACUGGCCCGGACUUCUGCUUCCGUUUUCGUGGUUUCUAAUACUCGCGCGCAACAGCCAAACUUUCUUGCUCUAGCGCACACCCGACAGUAUUUCACGCUUAUUUCUUGCAGUUUCCAACGCUGAAAUGUACCUAAAAUGCGACCAACUCCGCAAAUUUAGAUUGUAAAGAUAAACUUUUAUAGAUCUUAAGAACAUAUUUAUAAAUCGCGUUAUACGAUACAACAAGUGAAAAGAUUAUGCAAAAAAUUCGAACAUGAGCCAUUUCAUGGAUUCAACUUUAUCUUUCAUAUUAAUUGCAGAUACGUACAAAAAUAGAGUUAUAAAAAGUUUGAUUAGCUCUUAAAAAUAUUAUAUAGAUCGUAAGAUAUAAUUAUGUGGUGAUGGAUAAAUUAGAAUAGCAAUUAAUUUAUAUAAUUAUUUAGUGUGCAUAAUGCAAUUAAAGAAAAUAGGGUAAAUAUUAAUGCGUGUGUUUAUAAAGUUAACGUUAAUCUAUCUUUACAACUUUACAAGUAACAGAAAAAGUAAACAAUAAUUAUAACUAGUUAAAUUUUUAAAAGUAUAUAUACAUAUUUUAAUGUAGAAAUUACGAAUCACUCCGUAACGGAAACAUAUAUUGGUUGCAGCAAAAUGAUAAAUGUAGAUUUUAUGAAAUGUAGAUUUUACAGUUUUUUUUUACAGAUAAUGGUUACACAUACACAAAACGAGUUUUUAUUACAAUAAAGCAAAUUCAUAUAUAAUUGAGGAAGAAUAUAAAUGAGAAGUUGGAUCAUAAAUAAUUUAAGAUCUUUUUGUCAUAAUAUAUUAUAGUAGCGAAAAUGUAUUCGUAAAAUAAUCUUUGCUUGAUAAGUUACAGAAGUCUUUUCCGUCCGUGCUUAAAAAUCCUCGACUUUUUCUCAUUAAUUAAACCGCAAUAAAUUUCGUAUAUUCGUUCAAAUCUCCGAUUGUGCAUACAAGAUAACAAGAGUAGGUUUUCUUUGAAAGAAUUUCACGCAAAUGGGAACAAAAAUAAAAUGUUCUUGCACAAGUUUUCUCGUGUGCUGUCUCGUAAAUUUAGCUUCGUGCGCAAAUAAUUCAUUAAAUGACCUGUGAUACUCCAUUUGAUCUCAAUGUUCCGGAACGUUCUUUUCGCUGCGCCCUCGCAAUUCACGGCGUUUCUUUGAGCGCAGCUCUUAAAGUCAAUGGGAUUAAAGCGGCCGCGCAGCGCCAAAGGAUGCGGAGGUAAUUUGAUAUCGUGUAUCGUGCUAUAUCCUUUCGUUCGAAGAGUCGAGGAGAAUGCGUCAUGAAUUUCAUGAAAUUCCGACGAAUAAGUGUCUAUUGUAUGUUACACUCUUUACUUUAUCAUGUCUUUCUUACAUAUAAAUAAUAAAAAAACUCGUCGGAUUUUUACAGCGAAAAAUAAGGUACGUAUUAAUUUUAAUAACUUAUUAUUAUCUGUAUUUUUCGUUUAAUAAGAAUUAUAUAGCGGAGAAGAACAAAAAUAAUUUUAUGAUGUAAAAGUGUUAUAUAAACAUUAUUUUCCACAAAUAAUACAUAUACAUGCAAUCAUGCAAUUCUUAUUCGACUUACGUAUUGCACGGAAUAAAUUCCGAUAACAUAAUCACUAGCCUAGCUGAAUUAUGCUUUUUUUAUAUCGAAUAAGACAAUGUUUGCUUAUUCAUGUUUAUUCCCGUACGUAAAAGAAAAUAACGUAUGUUCGAAUUUGUAAAAUACGGGUACAUGUGUGCAUUAUAGCAAUUUCUCUUGUCAUGCAUCGUGAAUUUUGAAGACAUAAUUCUCCUUAAAUUCGCAAUUCCACUACGCCGGUAUUUAACUCUCAUAGUGGUAGUUUUGAUGUGUUAUGAAUUACAAAUAAGAUGGACAAAAAGUCACAGCGUGACAGGCGCGAUUACAUAUUUGAUCACAAAGGUGAAUUGCCUGCGCGACAAGAAAGUACGACUGAAGAAACACGGAACAACGAAUGCAUUAACUCUUUUUAAUGUUUUUUUAAUGCUGUAUUUACAGAUAUACAUUAUUCUUUCUGCAACAGAUGCUAUUUAUAACAAACUACAUUCACGAUUAAAAUUUGAUUAGAAAAGAAUCAUUUCCUAAAUGAUUUUUAAUUUAAAUAUGACAAAAUUUGUUUAUUUCUAAAUAUUUGUUGUCAAGAAUUUGAAAAAUAGACUACAUUUUAUACUUAACUUAAUGUUUGUAUUUAAUAAUUUUAUGGUUGUAUAGUAAAGAUCAUAAAGAGCGA
This is a messenger RNA of Monomorium pharaonis (pharaoh ant), 4045 nucleotides long. Its product is annotated as zwei Ig domain protein zig-8. Gene Ontology annotation, biological process: synapse organization. Gene Ontology annotation, cellular component: neuron projection membrane. Bases 848 to 1885 code for a protein of 345 amino acids. The transcript is spliced from 8 exons. NCBI's taxonomy places the organism in Eukaryota, Metazoa, Arthropoda, Insecta, Hymenoptera, Formicidae. The record is from RefSeq and is a predicted model, not a curated record.